Messenger RNA from Rhizopus microsporus ATCC 52813, 687 nucleotides. RefSeq names its product small GTPase rab11-3. NCBI's taxonomy places the organism in Eukaryota, Fungi, Mucoromycota, Mucoromycetes, Mucorales, Rhizopodaceae. Gene Ontology annotation, molecular function: GTP binding; GTPase activity. The transcript is spliced from 5 exons. The coding region runs from base 1 to 687 and encodes 228 amino acids. Gene Ontology annotation, cellular component: recycling endosome. Gene Ontology annotation, biological process: exocytosis. The record is from RefSeq and is a predicted model, not a curated record.
AUGAGUUACUCUGAAGAUACUUAUGAUUACUUAUUCAAGAUCAUCAUUAUUGGGGAUUCGGGUGUAGGCAAAUCAAAUCUAUUACUUCGAUAUACGUCAAACGAAUUUCUUCAGGAUUCAAGAAGUACGAUAGGAGUGGAAUUUGCCACCAAAACGAUCAAUAUUGAUAAUCACGUUAUUAAAGCUCAGUUAUGGGAUACAAGCGGUCAGGAGCGUUACAAGGCGAUUACGAGUGCAUUCUAUAGAGGAGCUGUAGGUGCUUUGUUAGUCUAUGACAUUACCAGGAAAUCAUCAUUUAAUCAUAUCGCACAGUGGUUAGAAGAGUUAAAUGAACAUAUAGAGGAUUCUAUCCCACUUGUGCUAGUUGGAAAUAAGAUAGAUUUAUCAGACACAAGUCGUGCUGUGAGUACAGAAGAAGCAAAAAACUAUGCAUCAAAAUCGAAAAUGAUGUUUUUUGAAGCAAGUGCUUAUGAUACAACAAACGUGACUUUGGCAUUCGAGACUAUGUUCAACCAGAUUUAUAAAGAAUUAUCAAAAAGUAAACUAUUGAAAAGGAAUACAUCACGAGAUGUACAUGCUUUACCUGUAAAUACAGUCAACACCAUCCGCCUACGUCCACCUUCUGUUUAUAACAAUAACAAUAGCUUGACACAUGGUAAAAAAUCUGAAAAUAAAUGCUGUUCAUAA